Blastocystis hominis is the source of this 1352-nucleotide messenger RNA. RefSeq lists its product as hypothetical. Gene Ontology annotation, molecular function: ribose phosphate diphosphokinase activity; magnesium ion binding. The transcript is spliced from 4 exons. Gene Ontology annotation, cellular component: ribose phosphate diphosphokinase complex; cytoplasm. The coding region runs from base 153 to 1352 and encodes 399 amino acids. Gene Ontology annotation, biological process: purine nucleotide biosynthetic process; 5-phosphoribose 1-diphosphate biosynthetic process. Lineage: Eukaryota; Bigyra; Opalinata; Blastocystidae. The record is from RefSeq and is a predicted model, not a curated record.
UUCGAUGUUUUCUAGAAUUGCUUCUGCUAGCACUGCCUUCCUGUCGAGACAAGCAACGAAAUUUUCUCGUCCGGUGUAUGGUUUGAGCCGUUUCGCUAGUCAGUCCUCUCGUGCCUAUUCCACGGGGUCCGCUAGUGCAUCUUAUUUCCAGUAUGGAUUUGCUGUUGCCGCUGGUCUUGGCUGCGGUGCGGCUGUUCUUUACGGAAACCGCUUGUUUGCCGUUGAGGCAAGAGCCGCUCCACAUUCCUUGUUUGGAUCCCCACUGUCCUUGCGACGAUGCCAGCCUUCACCCCUGCACGAAGGACCACCAUUUCGUCCCUGGUUGCCACGAGCUGAAGAUCGUCUCUGGAAACAGCAACCGUCCUCUGGCCGACCGCGUUGCGUCCUGCCUUGGCACUGCAGUCACCAAUUGCGCCGUGUCCAAAUUCAAUGACGGCGAGACCUCGAUCCAGAUCAACGAGAGCGUCCGCGGAAAGGACGUCUACAUCAUCCAGUCCCUCUGCGCCCCGACGAACGACAACCUGCUGGAGCUGAUCUUCCUGAUCAGCUCAGCGAAGCGCGCGUCUGCGAAGCGCGUGACGGGAAUCAUUCCCUUCUUCAGCUACCGCCAGAACAUGCAGCGCGUGAACAACCUCCCCGCCAACACCUCCUUCGUGAUGAGCUCCGCCGCGGAAGUGGCGAAAAUGCUGGAAGUCGUGGGCGUGGACUACGUGGUGCUGGUGGAUAUGGAGAGCCAGAGCCGCCUCGGCAAGCUGGACGGCGGAAUCUUCUCGAACCGCACGCCGGUCGAGGUGCUGGACGCCAGCAAUCUGAUCAUCGAUUACUUGAAGGACAAGGUGAAUCCGGAGCGCAAGGUGGUGGUGCUGACGCCGCAUCCGAAGGAUCUGCCGCGCGCGGCGCUGGUGCGGAACCAGCUCGCGGAGUACUACCCGGGCUUGGACAUCCGCGCGAUGGAGGGCGAGUAUAUCUCGCAGAUUCUCGGCGGAGAGGAGAGCUGGGAGGAGAAGGACAUGAAGAACCCGGAGACGCUGAAGAACUGCGAUGUGAUCAUUGUGGACUUCGCGGUGAGCUCGGGCAAGACGAUGACGCGAUGGGCGAACUUCGUGAAGUCGAAGGGAGCGAACCAUGUGUUCGGAGUGGCGUCGCACGGAGUGCUGAUGAACCAGGCGCCGAAGACGAUUCAGUUGAGCGAUCUGGAAGAGCUGAUGGUGCUGGAUACGGUGCCGGUGCCGCAGGAGAAGAUCGAUCAGUGCAAUAAGCUGCGCGUGAUUUCGGUGGCUCCGAUGAUCGCGAAUGCGGUGAAGGACAUUCACUACGUGGAUAAGGAGAGAUUUGUGUUCAAGGAGGAAUAA